This is a messenger RNA of Cydia pomonella (codling moth), 3129 nucleotides long. RefSeq names its product gastrula zinc finger protein XlCGF57.1-like. The record is from RefSeq and is a predicted model, not a curated record. The transcript has 4 exons. Lineage: Eukaryota; Metazoa; Arthropoda; Insecta; Lepidoptera; Tortricidae. The coding region runs from base 140 to 1351 and encodes 403 amino acids.
CUCAUUUAACUCCUGUCAAUACGAGAAUUGUACUCCAAUUUCGAUAGGAAAAUUGAGGAGAAAAAACCAUUGAUCUUGAUGUAAAUUAGCUAUAAAUACGUGUGUUUGUUUCAAUUAGUUGUAUUUAAAGAUAUUCAUAAUGUCAUUCGAGGUUGUUAUUAAGAAUGAACCGCUAGAUCCGGAUGAAAGUCUGGAAGAGACUUGCAACAAACCGGGAUCGCAAAUGGAGACUGAAUUCGUCAAUAUAAAAGUUGAAAUUGAAGAAAAAAGCGAUGAAUCAACAACACCUGAUAGUCAAGUGACAGUGAAGAUUGAGCCUCAGGACGUCGGCAUAGAGUAUGAAGCAGAGCAGACAGACGGACAAAUGUGCUUGCCUCAGGUCUGCAUUAAAUAUGAAGCAGCAGAACACACAGACAGACACACACGCCUGGUGAAGAUCGAGCCCGAUCAGGACUUACCUGAAGAGAAAGUACGAAAACAGAAGAAACGUCAAGGCCCGCCGUCUCCGAAGUUGAUUCUGCCAGACAUCCCCGACUACAAUGAUCCAACAUCAGUAGACAAAGUCAACGGAACUUCAUCUUGCCCUAUAUGUCACAAAGUAUUCUCAAAUCGAGGCAACGUGCAGCGCCACCUAGCCCUGCACGAGAAAGAAACAUACACCUGCGACUACUGCAACCGCACGUACACAAAUAAGAAAUUCUUCGACAAACAUAUCUACUUACAUACCAUAGAAAAGAAGUAUAAAUGCGACGUGUGUAAUAAGAGAUUCAAAACUGUCUCAAAUUUGGAGCAACACAAAAAGUCGCACUUGGAAAUAAAACCUCACACCUGCGAUAUAUGCGGGCGAACUUUCGGCAUAAGAGGCAAUAUGCUGAAACAUAGAGAACGGCAUAAAGCUAAAACGGAAAUCUUUAAAUGCCCUAUCUGUAAUAAAUUUUUCGAUAAAGAGUUUUUACUUAAUAGCCAUAUGUCAAGGCAUAAUGAACAAAAACCUUUCAUGUGCGAUGUAUGCUGCAUGAAUUUUAAGCAUAAAAGUACUUUAGUUCGGCAUACACAGUUACAUAACGGUAAUAAACCGUAUUUUUGCAAAGUAUGCUUUAAAAGAUUUACCUCUUACGGUUUAAUUAAGCCUCAUAUGCGCAUACACACAGGGGAAAAACCAUAUCCCUGCAGAAUGUGUAAAAAACCUUUUGCGCAUAAACAUAAUAGGGACAGACAUGAAGUCAGACAUAGCAAAGUAAAAAAUCUCGUUUGUCAUAUUUGUAAUAAGAAGUUUCCUAGAGAGAGCAGGCUGAAAUAUCACAUGAGGUCGCAUACUAAAGAGAAGCCGUUUUCUUGUAAUGUGUGUUAAAGAAAUUUCUCGCAUAAACAAAACGUAAUUAGGCAUUAUGACAGAAAACAUCCCAAUGUUGAGUAUGGGAUCACCAAAAAUGAGGUUAAAAUUGAAGAAGUCGAAUAAAGAAAAAGUACACCUUUUGUAGCUAUGACCACUUCCUUUAACCACUCCCGAAAAGUCGGCAGAGAUUGUUGCGAACAUAUUAUUACAAAUUUUUUUUUUUGUGUAUUUUUCUCUCAAUUGCAUUUUCGUGCAACUAGUCUAAAUAUGAUAUUUCAUGUUUUUGUCUGUGAUAAGUUUACUCUUAUAUUUGGUAUGGUACUUGUCCCGUGAGUGACAGUGAAGUCAUUUGUAAUUUAUUUCCUUUGCGACUUUUAAACGUGUAUAUAUUCGAUGUGUAUGUUAGAUUAACCAAAAUUGUCUUGAAUUAAUCAACUAAGUAGGUAGUCAAAACUACCCAUGUGAAGAAGUUUCAACCUUUAACGACAAAUCAUUCAAAAUUUACUGCAGAUUUGGCCGUUAUAUUUGAAUCAAUCCUAUUAGACAAUAGAAUUGUCAAAUGUUUUUUUUAAUCGAACAAAAUAAAACAAAAAUUCUAUUCUAACUAAUUUACUACUUCUAAAAUUAGGACGGUGGGACGCUAGAGGUUAAAUGUAAAUGUAAUUUGUUUCUUCCUUUGAGUAAAGUGUACAAAAUUACAUGCAAGAGGGGCUUUAGCUAAGCUGUUUAAAAUAGUUUAAAUUCCCAGAUCCCAGAGUCAUGUUUGCAGUUUUGAAUUUGGAACCGUUUAUUCCAUAUUAUAGCUCAAAAUUCGAUUCGAAUCGGUGAUUUUAAAAAUACACCGGGACUUAGGAAAAUAUGGCAAAUUAAGCCUUAAGCUGGGUCCACACUUGUAUCAUAUUGCCGAUUACGAUCACGCGUAUCGUAUCUUUUUCGCGUAUCAUGAUUGUUAGUGUGGACGCAAAAAGAUAGCCGAUAGUAGAAAGACGCCGUAUGUGAUCGCGCGCAAUCCAUGUUGCUACGCGGUUUUCGAUACACUCUCGAUCGGAUACGUAAGUAUUUUUAAAGGAGAAAACACCAUGCAUCAUUAAAUAAAGGAUUUAAUACAUUAAAACACGGAAAACAGGCAUAGCUUAGGUAAAUCACACUCGGACGCCGUGAUGGCGCGCGAUCUCUGACAGUUCGGGCGCCAAUACGGACCGUGCGCGUUGGAGGGUCUGCCAUCUUGUGGCCUGAAUCGGAACCAUAAAUAUGUACAUUUACACGUCACGUGAUUUCUUGUGCAUAGGAGGUUCUGCCAUCUUGUGGGCUACAUCGGAACAAUAAACAUCACAUUUACGCCUCGCGCCAAAAAUCUGACGGCUCCUGUGCUGCAUUCUAAAGUUCAUGCACGCUCCCUAUAGUGUGACCAUCCGUGACACCGAUCGUAGGGCUUGAAACAAGCAAGGCUCAAUCGGUUAUCAGUAUGGACGGUGGUGGUGGGUGGUAAGUGGUGGAGUGUGGACCCAGCUUUAGUUACUCAAUGGUCGAGACUUGAGAUCUCAUAGUUUGUAAGAUUAUGGGUGUGUAAUGGUUAGAAGCUACAUAAUCUGCUAAUACUGGUGCCUUUCUUUAGGCUUAGUCGUAGUCGGUUAAAAAGAGACAAAUAUAUGUUAAUCAGGCCAUCUCUUUCACACCCAUCGAGUCAAUAGGUAGUCAAAGAACCUUGUACCAUAUUCUGUUUAAAAUUGUUUAAGUUCUUGUUAACUUGUUAAUAUUUAUUUGCGUGUAAAUAAAAAUUAAUUAAUAUUCAA